Molecule: messenger RNA, 4413 nt
Organism: Chrysochloris asiatica (Cape golden mole)
Lineage: Eukaryota; Metazoa; Chordata; Mammalia; Afrosoricida; Chrysochloridae
Gene: DROSHA
Product: drosha, ribonuclease type III
Exons: 33
Coding region: 1-4122 (1373 amino acids)
Biological process (GO): pre-miRNA processing; rRNA processing; primary miRNA processing
Cellular component (GO): nucleus
Molecular function (GO): ribonuclease III activity; double-stranded RNA binding
Source: RefSeq, a predicted model, not a curated record
AUGAUGCAAGGCAAUGCAUGCCAUAGGAUGUCAUUCCACCCAGGACGAGGGUGUCCCCGAGGGCGAGGAGGACAUGGAGCCAGACCGUCAGCGCCAGCCUUCAGGCCCCAAAAUCUGAGGCUGCUUCACCCUCAGCAGCCUCCUGUACAAUAUCAAUAUGAGCCGCCAAGUGCCCCCUCUACCACUUUCUCCAACUCUCCAGCCCCCAAUUUCCUGCCCCCUCGCCCGGACUUUGUACCCUUUCCUCCGCCCAUGCCUCCAUCAGCACAAGGCCCUCUUCCCCCCUGCCCCGUCAGGCCCCCUUUCCCUAACCACCAAAUGAGAAACCCUUUUCCUGUGCCUCCCUGCUUUCCCCCUAUGCCGCCCCCAAUGCCCUGUCCCAAUAACCCCCCUGUCCCUGGAGCCCCUCCUGGACAAAGCACUUUCCCCUUCAUGAUGCCGCCUCCUUCCAUGCCUCACCCUCCGCCCCCUCCCGUCAUGCCCCAGCAGGUCAAUUACCAGUACCCUCCUGGAUACUCACACCACAGUUUCCCACCUCCCAAUUUCAGCAGUUUCCAGAACAGCACCAGCUCUUUCCCACCUAGUGCGAACAGCAACAACAGUCCUCACUUCAGGCAUCUCCCUCCAUACCCAUUAGCAAAGGCUCCCAGUGAGAGGCGGUCCCCAGAACGGCUUAAGCACUACGACGAUCACCGGCACCGAGACCACAGCCACGGGCGAGGCGAGAGGCAUCGGUCUCUGGAUCGGCGGGAGCGAGGCCGCAGCCCUGAUCGGAGGAGACAAGACAGCCGCUACCGGUCCGAUUACGACCGCGGAAGAACACCAUCUCGCCACCGAAGCUAUGAGCGGAGCAGAGAGCGGGAACGGGAGAGACACAGGCACCGGGACAGCCGAAGAUCGCCAUCUUUGGAAAGACCCUACAAAAAAGAGAAUAAGAGAUCUGGAAGGAGUUAUGGUUUCCCAGUUGUUCCCGACCCUGGAUGCACACCAGAAUUACCUGGGGAGAUUACUAAAAAUACAGAUUCUGGGGCCCCACCCCCGGAGACUGUGAAUCAUCGGUCCCCAAGCAGGGAGAGGAAGAGAACUCGCUGGGAGGAUGACAAAGACAGACGGAGUGACAACCAGAGCUCAGGCAAGGAGAAGAACUAUGUGUGCAUCAAGGAGAAGGGACCUGAGGAGACGGGGCCGGACACCAGUGAGGAGCAGGAAGAAGAGCUGCUUAAACCCGUGUGGAUCCGAUGCACCCAUUCAGAACACUACUACUCCAGCGACCCCAUGGAUCAGGUGGGAGAUUCCACAGUAGUCGGAACAAGUAGGCUCCGAGACUUGUAUGACAAAUUUGAGGAAGAGUUGGGGAGCAGGCAAGAAAAAGCAAAAGCUGCCAGACCGCCCUGGGAGCCACCCAAGACAAAGCUAGAUGAAGAUUUAGAGAGUUCCAGUGAGUCGGAGUGUGAGUCCGAGGAGGACAGUACCUGUUCCAGCAGCUCAGACUCUGAAGUUUUUGACGUGAUUGCGGAAAUCAAACGCAAGAAGGCCCACCCUGACCGACUCCAUGAUGAACUUUGGUACAACGACCCAGGCCAGAUGAAUGACGGACCACUCUGCAAAUGCAGCGCGAAAGCCCGACGCACAGGAAUUCGGCACAGCAUUUACCCUGGAGAAGAGGCCAUCGAACCCUGCCGUCCUAUGACCAACAAUGCUGGCCGACUUUUCCACUAUCGAAUUACAGUCUCCCCUCCUACAAACUUUUUAACGGACAGGCCAACUGUUAUAGAAUAUGAUGACCACGAGUAUAUCUUUGAAGGGUUUUCUAUGUUUGCACACGCUCCCCUGACCAAUAUUCCACUGUGUAAAGUCAUUAGAUUCAACAUCGACUACACGAUUCAUUUCAUUGAAGAGAUGAUGCCUGAGAAUUUUUGUGUGAGAGGACUCGAACUCUUUUCGUUGUUCCUCUUCAGAGAUAUUUUGGAAUUGUAUGACUGGAAUCUUAAAGGUCCUUUGUUUGAAGACAGCCCUCCCUGCUGCCCAAGAUUUCAUUUCAUGCCACGUUUUGUAAGAUUUCUUCCAGAUGGAGGAAAGGAAGUUCUGUCCAUGCACCAGAUACUUCUCUACUUGCUUCGGUGCAGCAAAGCUCUGGUCCCUGAGGAGGAGAUCGCCAAUAUGCUUCAGUGGGAAGAGCUGGAGUGGCAAAAAUAUGCAGAAGAGUGCAAAGGCAUGAUUGUCACCAACCCCGGAACGAAACCAAAUUCUGUCCGUAUUGAUCAACUGGAUCGUGAACAGUUCAACCCGGAUGUGAUUACUUUUCCGAUUAUCGUCCACUUUGGGAUUCGCCCUGCACAGUUGAGUUAUGCAGGAGAUCCACAGUACCAGAAGCUGUGGAAGAGCUAUGUGAAACUCCGACAUCUGCUAGCAAAUAGUCCCAAAGUGAAACAAACUGACAAGCAGAAGCUGGCCCAGAGGGAGGAAGCACUCCAAAAAAUACGACAGAAGAAUACAAUGAGGAGAGAAGUAACCGUGGAGCUAAGUAGCCAAGGAUUCUGGAAAACUGGCAUCCGUUCUGAUGUCUGUCAGCAUGCAAUGAUGUUGCCUGUUUUGACUCAUCAUAUCCGCUACCAUCAGUGCCUAAUGCAUCUGGAUAAGUUGAUAGGGUAUACUUUCCAGGAUCGCUGUCUGUUACAGCUGGCCAUGACUCACCCAAGUCAUCACUUAAAUUUCGGCAUGAAUCCAGAUCAUGCUAGGAACUCUUUGUCUAACUGUGGGAUCCGGCAACCCAAAUACGGCGACAGAAAAGUUCACCACAUGCACAUGCGGAAAAAAGGAAUUAACACGUUAAUAAAUAUUAUGUCCCGCCUUGGCCAAGAUGACCCAACUCCUUCAAGGAUUAACCACAACGAACGCUUGGAGUUCCUAGGUGAUGCUGUUGUUGAAUUUUUGACCAGUGUCCAUUUGUACUAUUUGUUUCCUAGUCUGGAGGAAGGAGGAUUAGCAACCUAUCGGACCGCCAUCGUUCAGAAUCAACACCUUGCCAUGUUAGCGAAGAAACUUGAACUGGACCGAUUUAUGCUUUAUGCUCAUGGACCUGACCUUUGUAGAGAAUCAGAUCUGCGACAUGCAAUGGCUAAUUGUUUUGAAGCAUUGAUAGGAGCUGUGUACUUGGAGGGAAGCCUGGAGGAGGCCAAGCAGUUAUUUGGACGCUUACUCUUUAAUGACCCGGACCUUCGCGAAGUCUGGCUCAACUAUCCUCUCCACCCACUCCAACUACAAGAGCCAAAUACUGAUCGACAACUUAUCGAGACUUCCCCGGUUCUGCAGAAACUUACUGAGUUUGAGGAAGCAAUUGGAGUCAUUUUCACUCACGUUCGACUUCUGGCUCGGGCAUUCACACUGAGAACCGUGGGGUUUAACCAUCUGACCCUAGGCCACAACCAGAGGAUGGAAUUCCUAGGUGACUCCAUCAUGCAGCUGGUUGCUACAGAGUACUUGUUCAUUCAUUUCCCAGACCAUCAUGAAGGGCACCUCACGUUGUUGCGAAGCUCUUUGGUGAACAACAGAACCCAGGCCAAGGUAGCGGAGGAGCUGGGCAUGCAGGAGUAUGCCAUCACCAAUGACAAAACCAAGAGGCCCGUGGCCCUCAGGACCAAAACCUUGGCAGACCUUUUGGAAUCAUUCAUUGCAGCGCUAUACAUUGAUAAGGAUUUGGAGUAUGUUCAUACUUUCAUGAAUGUCUGUUUCUUUCCACGAUUAAAAGAGUUCAUCCUGAAUCAGGAUUGGAAUGACCCCAAAUCUCAGCUUCAGCAAUGCUGCUUGACACUUAGGACAGAAGGCAAAGAACCCGACAUCCCUCUGUACAAGACACUGCAGACAGUGGGGCCAUCCCACGCCAGGACCUACACUGUGGCUGUUUAUUUCAAGGGAGAGAGAAUAGGCUGUGGCAAAGGACCAAGUAUUCAGCAAGCGGAAAUGGGAGCAGCAAUGGAUGCGCUUGAAAAAUAUAACUUUCCCCAGAUGGCCCAUCAGAAGCGGUUCAUUGAACGGAAAUACAGACAAGAGUUAAAAGAAAUGAGGUGGGAAAGAGAACAUCAAGAGAGAGAACCGGAUGAGACUGAAGACAUAAAGAAAUAAAGAAGGCCGGGGAAGUGGUGGCGUAUUUACUUGCUUAAUAACUGUGACUGUUGCCCAUUGAGACCUAGCCUAGUUUUCCUGCAGACAAUGAAUGAAGUGUGGCCAUUGAAAUAAAAUACAAAGUCAACGACUACUGUGGUUUUACUAAUCUAAUUCUCGCUUUUCAGCAGGUUGGCCUUUACUACAAAGUAUUUAAUUUCUCUGCCUCUUCAUGGAGAACUUCACAUUGGUGGAUGUGAUGUGCAUAUUCUUUCUUAUUUUGUUCAUUAAACGGAAAAAGUCAAGAAGCAU